CUGUGUUAUGUCAUAACAUCACAAUCUAACAUAACUCAUCAUGUCAAAGACUACAUACUCUCAGUAUGUGCGCUAAGUUCACACUUACCUGACUUAUUGCAGGGGCUUGCACAAUUUUUUAAGGUGGAAUGGAGGACGGACGGACAGACGGUCAAAAACACAUGGACAUAUGAGAAAGUAGGAGUGGCCAAGCUGUAGGCAUUCCACCAAGGUGUAUAUAUGAGCCCAGAGAGACAGAGGAAAGUGCAAACUGAGGCAGAGGAAAAUGGCAGCUCAUCCAGUCAGCGUGCUUAUCACAGGAGCCAACAGAGGCCUGGGGCUGGAGAUGGUUAAGCAAAUGGUGGAGGCGCCCCAUCCAGUGCGGAAGCUGUUUGCAUGUUGCAGAGACCCAGAUGGACCCAGGGCUGAGGCCUUACAAACACUGGCAAAGAAGCAUCCUGACAUCAUCUCCAUCAUCCGUCUGGACGCCAGUGACCUUUGUAGCAUUAAACAGUGUGCCCAGCAGGUGGGCUCUCUGUUGGGGACGGGUGGUCUGAACCUGCUGAUUAACAACGCAGGCAUCAUGGUCAGUGCCACUCUAGAGCAAACUACUACCGAGGACAUGCAGAAUUCUUUCAACACCAACGUCAUGGGCCCCUUGCACAUCAUAAAAGAGUUCCUGCCUCAUCUUCGUGCAGCAGCGAAGGCCAGUGGGAUGUCAGGGAUGUCCACCAGCAAAGCAGCCGUCAUAAACCUCGCCUCCUAUCUGGCUUCAAUGGAAAAGGUUAAACGGCAAUAUACUACCUUCCCUGCUGUCGCCUACCGCAUCAGCAAGGCAGGUUUGCAUAUGCUGACACUGUGUGCUGCAGAGGAGCUGCAGAAGGAUGAGAUCCUGUUUUCUCUGCUGCUCCCUGGCUGGGUGCGCACUGACAUGGGUGGAAAGGACGGGGAGAUUGAUCCUCCGGAGAGUGUGCAGGGGAUGUUUCGUGUGAUGGCCUCCCUGACUGAGGAGCAUAAUGGAGCCUUCCUGGAUUAUAAGGGCAAUACCAUACCCUGGUAG
This is a messenger RNA of Epinephelus fuscoguttatus (brown-marbled grouper), 1039 nucleotides long. RefSeq names its product C-factor-like. The transcript is spliced from 6 exons. The record is from RefSeq and is a predicted model, not a curated record. Bases 266 to 1039 code for a protein of 257 amino acids. Lineage: Eukaryota; Metazoa; Chordata; Actinopteri; Perciformes; Serranidae.